Messenger RNA from Loxodonta africana (African savanna elephant), 8563 nucleotides. RefSeq names its product tectonin beta-propeller repeat containing 2 (gene TECPR2). The transcript is spliced from 20 exons. The coding region runs from base 200 to 4405 and encodes 1401 amino acids. NCBI's taxonomy places the organism in Eukaryota, Metazoa, Chordata, Mammalia, Proboscidea, Elephantidae. Gene Ontology annotation, molecular function: protein binding. The record is from RefSeq and is a predicted model, not a curated record.
GAGCGGCUGCUGGUCGGCGGUGCCAACCCCGUUGCCAGGGAACAGGCUCCCGGCAGGCCCCGCGGCCCCGAGUCCGUCCCUGCCUCCUCGGGCCCGGCCGGGCCGACGAGUCCGGAGGGGCCGCCCUGGGAGCCCCCAGGUUUCCCUCGAUGCCAGAGUUCCUUUUCCUGCCCGAAGGUCAUCCGUGGACGCCUCGGCCAUGGCGUCACUCUCAGAGCCUGUGACGUUCAGAGAGUUCUGCCCGCUGUACUAUCUCCUCAAUGCCAUUCCCACAAAGAUCCAGAAGGGUUUCCGCUCUGUGGUGGUCUACCUCACAGCCCUGGAUACCAGCGGGGACUACAUCGCGGUGGGCAGCAGCAUCGGCAUGCUCUACCUAUACUGCCGCCACGUCAACCAGAUGAGGAAGUACAACUUCGAGGGCAAAACUGAGUCCAUCACGGUGGUGAAGCUGCUGAGCUGCUUCGACGACCUCGUGGCUGCAGGCACGGCCUCGGGCAGGGUGGCAGUGUUUCAGCUUGUGUCUUCACUGCCAGGGAGAAAUAAACAGCUUCGGAGGUUUGAUAUCACCGGUAUUCACAAAAAUAGUAUCACAGCUCUGGCUUGGAGCCCCAAUGGGAUGAAGCUGUUCUCUGGAGAUGACCGAGGGAAAAUUGUCUAUUCUUCUCUGGAUCUAGACCAGGGUGUCUGCAACUCCCAUUUGGUGUUGGAAGAGCCGUCUUCAAUCGUGCAGCUAGAUUAUAGCCAGAAAGUGCUGCUCAUCUCCACCUCCCAAAGAAGUCUGCUCUUUUACACUGAAGAGAAGUCUGUCAAGCAAAUCGGCACACAACCGAGGAAGACCGCUGGGAAGUUUGGUGCGUGUUUUAUACCGGGUCUCUGUAAGCAAAGUGAUCUAACACUGUAUGCGUCGCGGCCCGGGCUCCGUCUGUGGAAGGCUGAUGUCCAGGGGACCGUCCAAGCCACAUUCAUCUUAAAAGACGUCUUUGCUGGGGGAGUCAAGCCAUUCGAACUGUACCCACGUCUGGAAGCCACCGAUAGGGGAAGCUGCAGUGUGCCCGAGAAGCACCUGGGCCUGGUCUCCUGCUUUUUCCAAGAAGGCUGGGUGUUGAGCUGGAACGAAUAUAGUGUCUAUCUCCUGGACACCGUCAACCAGGUCACAGUGGCAGGUUUGGAAGGAUCAGGUGAUAUCGUCUCUGUUUCCUGCACAGAAAAUGAAAUCUUUCUCUUAAAGGGAGAUAGGAACAUUAUCAGAAUUUCAAGCAGGCCUGAAGGAUUAGCGUCAGUAGGGAGAGACGGUCUGGAAACGUCAGGGUGUGUGGAGCGUGUCCAUGUACAGCGUGUGGAGAAGCCGCCAGGGGCCCCAGUGUCUGACACGCGACUCCGGGGCUCUUCCGUGGCCAGCUCGGCAGCCAGCGAGCCCAGGAGCCGGAGCAGCUCGCUCAACUCCACCGACAGUGGCUCCGGGUUGCCAUCCGGCCCCCAAGCCGCCUCCGAGCUCGGGCAGGACAGCCAGCCCUCUUCACAGAGAUUCAGCGUGAUCAGCUCGGAAGACUUUGACCAAGAGCUUGUUGUGAAACCUAUCAAAGUGAAGAAGAGGAAGAAGAGGAGAAAACCAGAAAACGGGAGCAGGAGCGCCUGCCACAGCUCCCUGGAGUCGACCCCCUGCUGCGAGCUUCCCAGCGGGAGCCCGCACUCCCUGACCUCAGACUUGCUGUCCAUGACCUCCAGUAUCCUGGGCAGCAGUGUGGACCAGCUGAGCACAGCGUCCCCCGACAAGGAGAGCAGCCUCUGUGGGGAGCUGAACGGUGGCCUGCCAGGGAACAAUGACUCCGAGACAUUUAGUGUGCUGGAGAUCCCUGAGCCCACUCCUGACUUCCUGGGUGAAGAGAGUGAGGACAGGACUGAAACCCCACAGUGUGACCCUACAGGUGGUACGGACACACGCCGGGGAUGGCAUGAUGCACCCUUGUUCCUGGGGGACGAUGUAGACACAGAACUCGGAGAGGAACAGGGUCCUGUAGAGGAUGGGCCCAGCCGAGAGCAGUCACCCUUCCAAGAACAGGACAGCUCUGCUGAGUUGCACGAGGCAGAUGAAAUGGAGCCUGACGCCCCCCUCCUGGGCCCUCUCACUGAGCCUUCUAGCCUUGGCGUAGCCACAGGUGUGGAGCAGCUACCGCCUGGGCCCAGGGCUAAUGGGGGCUGCGCCACAGAGCCCAGGGAGGAGCAAAGCUUCCUGAUGGGUGUUGGGGGCCCGAGCCUCCUCAGCCCACAUCCCUGGCAUGGUGUUCCCAGAGUUGACACACCUCAUGCAGAAGUGGCUGAUUGCAGAUGUGACCAGGGGAGCACAGGGGGAGAGUUGAAUCUUCCAGUCUCUGCCUCGGCACUCAGUGUCCACGGGCCUCAGCUCGAGCAGCCAUCACGGGACCAGGUUUCAGCAUCCAGUGACGAGGAGGACAUCUAUGCCCACGGGCUUCCCUCAUCAUCUUCUGAGGCCAGCAUGACGGAGCUCGGAGGCAGCCGCUCCCUCCCGGACCUGGCUCAGCAAGGCGCAGGCGCCACCGGGCUGCUGAAGGCAGACCAGUUUGCAGAGAGCUGGAUGGGCUACUCGGGCCCCGGCUAUGGCAUCCUCAGCCUGGCAGUCUCCGAGAAGUACCUCUGGUGCCUGGACUACAAAGGCGGCCUGUUCUGCAGCGCGCUGCCAGGCACGGGGCUGCGGUGGCAGAAGUUCGAAGAUGCCGUCCAGCAGGUGGCAGUCUCGCCUUCAGGAGCCCUUCUCUGGAAGAUUGAACAGAAGUCCAACCGCGCUUUUGCUUGUGGAAAAGUAACCAUCAAGGGAAAGCGGCACUGGUAUGAAGCUCUGCCCCAGACAGUAUUUGUGGCCUUGAGCGAUGACACAGCUUGGAUCAUCAGGACAAAUGGAGAUCUGUACCUGCAGACAGGCCUCAGCGUGGACCGCCCAUGUGCCAGAGCCGUCAAGGUCGACUGCCCAUAUCCGCUGUCCCAGAUCACAGCCCGCAACAGCGUGGUGUGGGCGCUUACGGAGCAGCGGGCCCUGCUGUACCGCGAGGGCGUGAGCAGCUUCUGCCCCGAGGGCGAGCAAUGGAAGUGUGACAUCGUCAGUGAGAGGCAAGCGUUGGAGCCUGUCUGCAUCGCCCUUGGGGACCAGCAGACACUCUGGGCCCUGGACACCCGCGGAAACCUGUGGUUCAGAACCGGCGUGGUUUCCAAGAAGCCUCAAGGAGACGACGACCAUUGGUGGCAAGUGAGCAUCACAGACUACGUGGUGUUUGACCAGGGCAGCCUGUUCCAGACAGUAAUCCAUGCCACGCACUCGGUGGCCACCGCAGCACAAGCGCCCGUCGAGAAGGUGGCGGACAAGCUGCGCAUGGCGUUCUGGUCUCAGCAGCUGCAGUGCCAGCCCAGCCUCCUGGGCAUCAACACCAGCGGCGUCUGGCUCUCCUCGGGCAGGAAUGAGCUCCACGUCGCCAAGGGCAGCCUCAUAGGCACUUACUGGAAUAACGUUGUUCCCCGUGGGACAGCUUCUGCAACAAAAUGGGCCUUUGUACUGGCCUCUGCAGCUCCCUCAAAGGAAGGCAGCUCCCUGUGGCUGUGCCAGAGCAGCAAGGACCUCUGCUGCAUCAGCACCCGGAGCGCCCAGUCCCGCCCCUCCACCGUGCAGCUGCCCCCGGACGCCGAGAUGAGGGCCUACGCCGCCUGCCAAGACGCACUGUGGGCGCUGGACAGCCUUGGCCAGGUGUUCAUCAGGACACUAUCCUGGAGCUGCCCCACAGGGAUGCACUGGACUCGGCUGGACCUUUCCCAGCUAGGAGCUAUAAAGCUGACAAGCUUGGCGUGUGGAAAUCAGCACAUCUGGGCCUGUGAUUCCAGGGGCGGUGUUUACUUCCGUGUCGGAACCCAGCCUCUGAACCCCAGUCUGAUGCUUCCUGCCUGGAUAAUGAUUGAGCCACCUGUCCAGCCUGCUGGGGUCAUCUUGGUCAGCGUCCACUCCAGUCCCAACGACCAGAUGCUUUGGGCCAUUGACAGCAAGUGGAACGUGCACGUCCGCACUGGGAUCACCGAGGAGAUGCCGGUGGGGACCGACUGGGAGCAUGUGCCAGGGCUGCAGGCCUGUCAGCUGGCACUGAGCGUGAGGACUGUGUGGGCCCGCUGUCCUAAUGGAGACCUCGCCCGGCGGUACGGUGUCACUGACAAGAACCCUGCUGGAGACUACUGGAAGAAAAUUCCUGGAAACAUGUCAUGCGUCACAGGCAGUGACUGCUGCAGACGAGCUGUGGGCGGUCGGUCCACCAGGCUACCUCCUCCAGCGUCUGACAAAGACAUUCAGCCAUUCGCUCGGCACCCAGAAGGGCAGCCUGGCCACCGCCACGCCCCACCCCGAGGACUUUGAGGAUGAGUGGGAGGUCAUCUGAAGGGGUGCUGGCCAAAGCACUUGGGAAGGGGGCUGCGACUUCUGCAGGGGACUCGGCGGGGCUGAGCCACUCACACGGACGUGCUUCAUCUGCCUCGUCUGGCCAGGCCGGCCACACUGCUGUCAUCUGUUUGUCUCCAUCUUGUCUAGAGCACACAGCCUCUGCCCAGUGGCCCCGGCACCUCUGGGCGGUAGCUGCUUCCCAGAUGUGUGCACAACAGUCCCCGCAUUCUGUAGACACAUGCUUGUCGCGGGAGGUCCGGGUCCCACUGGGGGGGGGGUGGCGACAGGGGAGCCUCGCUGGGGCAGGGGAGGCCGUAGCUGGGGCCAGUGGGAGUGGAGGCGACACUCUCAGCACUGAAUAGUUCCCACCCCAGGGGGCCCAUUGCCUCCUGAAUAGACAGGUUCUAGUACAUUCCAUGUUAGACUUCCACCUGGAGAGAGUGAGGUGCGGGGCUACACAUGGAUAAAGAACACACAUCCAUGUGUGCACACAGCACACAAGCCACACACACAUUCACGCACUCCUCAGACACCACAAACAGCACCGGGCAGAGCAGGGCAGCCUUCUGGAGCCCAUGCUUCCAAGUGACAACAAUAAAGGCCAAUGGAUGCAAAUGGAAUAUGUAAGUGUGCACAUGUAUGAAAGUGUAUCCCCUCCCCGAGGCAGGGACAGUGUAGGGUCCGGUCAGGUGGGGGUGGCUGAGCGAUGUUAGCUACUCCAGAAAGGUCUUAGCAAGCUCUUCAGAGUGACAUUUAGCAACACUCCUGGUGGGCACCAUGAAAACCACAAGCCCCCUCAGAGGAUGAAUCUACUCGUUAUUGCCUUUUUUGUUUGUUGUAUUAGAAACCUGUGUAAGAUACCUCAUCUUAAAUCAGAUCUUACAAAUUUGGAGAGACGUGUAUUUUCUGAUACCAGUGGGAGGCCUUUUGACCUCCCUGGCUUGCCCUGAGCUGGUGCUGCCCGCGGCUGCAGCGUUGAGGGUGCACCUCCUGUGGCCUCGGCUCACAGGGUAGUCCCAUAUGCCGGCCGGCUCCAUGUGCAAGCCCAGCACCUUCAGCGGGCGGUUCAGGCCAACAGCCUGGAACUUGGACCCGGUGCCUGCUGUGGCCGUGCCAGAGGCACUGGGCCUUGGGACCAGCCUGCAGUGCUCAUCCCACUCUCUGGCAUCUGAGCAUGGGGACCGGCCAGCCAACCAUGUGUCUGCCCCAAUCCAUGGCCCUGUCCCUCCAGCGAGCGCUGUUUUUAGCCAGCCUUUGGCCUGUAGCCCAUCACUCAAUACCUGUUUUCUAUAUGAAUAGUGUGCCAGGGAGCCCCAGGCCACAGGAAAGCAACAGAUAUGUUCUCUGACAGGGCCUACCAGCUGGGAGGAGGAGUGGGUUUUCUAGGUCCAGUGAGGACAAGAGGCCGAAAUCCCAGGUCUGUCUUCCACUCACUUUUGUACAAACAAGUUCAGUGAUCAACAGGCAGCCGGCUAGGUUCUAGGUGCCGGCGGAGUUCUCCCAGCCCCGCGGGAUGGUAGUAGAAUCCCACCCAGGUCUGGUCUUUGUACACUUGUCAUUCUGGCUUUGAUUUUUAGUUGUGCUUUGACACAGUGCAACAGACUUUUUCAAACUAGCCAAGUCCGCUGUUUUGAGGAGGGGCCCUCAGCAGACACUGCUGAGGCUGGCGUCCCCUCCCACGCUGGGAGGGGUCUACCACUGAUGUCUGCCCACCGCCCACUGCCAGGACUUGAUGGCCAGCUUGGGGUGUGGUCACUCCAGAGCUGGCUCUGCCGCAGUAGCACAUAGGGAGGACACCUGACUGAGACCGAGCGCUGGUUUUCUCCUCAGAGGCCUCAGGCCCUCUUUGAGGAGUUCACGCCCCUGGUUCAGUAAGUCUCCAUCCAAGAAACAAAACUGAGUACCAGAAGUUCCCAGUGGGAAGAUUAACACGCGAAAAAGACCACAUAACAGCAGCGAGAGAUAGUGGGCCCGGUACAGAGAAGUGGCUCAGCUUUAGGGAAGACGGAACACUUGAAUCAAUGAAGACAUGUUUGACUAGGUACACGUAGGUGCCAAGACAUCAGUCCUUUCAAGAAAGUUUCUAGGUUUCAUUUCUUUUUAGUCAAAAUCCGCACUGGGAUUUUUUUGUUGGAGGGAGGCAGGAAGGAAUUCAUAGCACCCACAAACCUGCCCCCUUGACUGUGCCAGGCAUGCCCUGGGCCUCACACGUGCAGCUUCUAGUUAUCUCCCCACUGCGCCCUGCCCCACAAGGCUCUGAGGCUCAGUGACCUGCUCAAGGUCACAGGGAGCCCUGAGACUGGAGCCAGUUUCGUGGGACUACAGACCAGUGAUGUUUGUUGCCACACGGCCUCCUAUCAGCCCUGGGAAGAAGAAACAGGUGAGACUCACCCAGAGGGAGGACAGAUAGGAGCCCUGUGGGGUCAGCAUGUCAAGGAUGACCUGGGCCCAGAACAGUCACAAGGACCAAUGAGAUAAAGCAGCACCACAGCUCUACCGAGACUCAGCAUCAUAAAACUGUUGCCGAGGCAACGGGGGAGCACAGUUUCCCUGCUUAGUUAUUUGGACAGAAAAAAUCAGUUGCUUGCUGUCCUCACACAGUAUACCCAAAUACAUUCUAAGUGGAUUUAAAUACUAGAGGGUAAAGCAAAGUCAGGUCUGGUCUCUAGAUGGCAAGCAUUUUCUAAACUCUAGAGUUAUUGGAAAAGCCACAGAGGAAAGUAAGUGUAUAGACUUCGUUUCUUCAAAAUGAAAAAAUGCUGUAGAUUAAAACCCCACGUAAACUCUAAAGGGAGAACAGUUACAACAAACGGACUUCAGCGUCGAGGAUGUACCUUAAACGCGCGUCAACGUCAGCAGGGUCAGAGAAACACCGAGAUGCAUCUGGACAAAGGAGGUAAAAGUGCAGUUCCUGAAACAACAAAGGCUAUCGGGUAAUGAACUUGAGGCCCACAACUGAACGAGGGCAGGGCCGAGCUCCACACACAGGGACUGCUGGCUGACAACCCCACCUUUCUGGUGAAGGUAGCUGAUGGUGCCUCCAAGGCCUUAAAGACACCCCAGCCAAUGAGCCCCACUGCUGGCGGUCUCCCUUCAGAAAUGCACCCUAAGUCAGGCUGGACGCAGUGCAGCCUUGUUUCUCGUAACACAAAUUAGGAUGUUUUCACCCUGACAUUUCAGGGGGCCGUGGCGUUAACUCUGGCACAUUCUGCUGAUGAAAUAGUAUGCAGUUGUUAAAAAGCAACGUACCUGGUGGUAGAAAUUUGCUGUCAGCCAUCCCUUGCAUAAUGUUACUGUAUCAGUGUUCACUUUCCUGGAUACGGUCGUGAUACUGUGGUUUGGAGAUGGUAUAUGCGCAGAGAGAGCAGGAGAGGUGGUCACGCAGUGGUGCAGCGGCUCCAGGCACUCUUCCAACUACUGUAAGGUGGAGCAUUUUUACGUUUCAAGAGGGGGCGCAGGGGGAGGCGGAGAGAUACAAGCCCCUCAACAAGAAGCCGGGCACAGUGGUUGCCUGCAUUCUGUAUCUUUUUGUACCUUUUGAAUUUUGAGCCAGGUAUAUGUAUUAUUUAUUCUAAAAAUAAAUAAAAUGUAAAAUCUAAAAACUUUAGCCCUCUCUGCAUGAACUCUUUAUGCUAUCAACAGUUGCAGAAUUUCACAAACACACCAGAAAUCAUACUUGCAAACUGCUUUACAACAUAGGAAAUGUUCACUUACAGUAAGCUUGAAAAUACUAAAUUGUGAGCGAUAUGAUCUCAUGUAUGUAAAAAACCACACAUAGAAAACUUUAUAUGUAGAGAGAGAAAACUGGAGGACCAUACACCAAAAUGUCAGCAGGGGUUGUCUUGUGGGGCGGGAUUAUGGUGUUUGCUGCCUUUCAGCUUGAUACUAGACGCUUCUUUAAUGUGGGUCCCUGCCCCCAGGAGCUUUGGAGUGGGAAUCCAGUGGGUAGUCUUUUUCCUGAGGGCUCUGCCCGCCUGCCCUGACAGCUGUUGCUAACCCCAGUGUUCUUCCAUGAGCGUGAAUGUUAUCCAAAGUUUUUAAAAAUCACUAGACAAUCUUUCUGGAAUGAUGGAAAUGUCCACCUUGAUUGAGGGUGAUGGUUGCGUGCUCGUAGACGUUUGUCAUAACUCGUCA